Messenger RNA from Asparagus officinalis (garden asparagus), 2380 nucleotides. RefSeq lists its product as uncharacterized. The coding region runs from base 327 to 2291 and encodes 654 amino acids. The record is from RefSeq and is a predicted model, not a curated record. Lineage: Eukaryota; Viridiplantae; Streptophyta; Magnoliopsida; Asparagales; Asparagaceae. Gene Ontology annotation, molecular function: protein dimerization activity. The transcript has 3 exons.
CCUCGUCCCUACCCGCGACGACGCCCUCAUCCCUCCCCGCGACGACGCCCACUUCCCUCGAUCUCUGCAGAUCUUGGCGAUUUCAUGCCGUAAUUCUCUGCUUUUUCUCACUGGAAGGGGAAAUGAAACAAGAAGGGAGUUCUAGUGGCAGUGGAGUACAAGAUGACAAAUUUCCGCUUUGAAAAUAUGUUACCAAAUUGGAGAAAAGGGGGGGAACGACAGGAGGAAAUUGGAGAUGGAGAUGUAAUUAUUGUAGAGAGGAAUUUACUGGUUCACACUCAAGAGUUAAAAAUCACCUCUUGAGGAUAAGCGGGAUUGGAAUUAAGAUGUGUUCCAAGUCAACACCCAAAAAUCUAAGGGAGUUUCAAAGGACGUUGGAUCAAGCGGAGGUGAGGUUAAGGACUUCUAGGCCUAAGACUUUAUCUUUGCCUACAUCUUCGACUGCAAGUACGACCGGUGUAAGUGCAAGUGCAAGCAUGUUGAAUCGUGCAAGUGAAUCUAAGAAGAGGAGGGGGCCUAAUACCAUAGAACAAUCAUUCAACAUGGGAGCAAGGGAGGAAUUAGAUGCAUUGAUUGGUAGGAUGUUUUUCACCGGGGGAUUGUCUUUGAACUUGACAAGGAAUCCAUAUUAUGCUAAGACUUUUACAUAUGCCGCAAGCAAUUCAAUCUCUGGCUACAAGCCUCCCAGUUACAAUUACAUGAUGACCACUAUCUUACAACGUGAGAAAGCUCACAUAGAAAGAUUGAUGGAGCCCAUCAGGGGCACAUGGCAACAGAAUGGGGUCUCCAUUUGUAGUGAUGGGUGGGCGGAUGCACAAAGAAGGCCCAUCAUCAAUUUUAUAGCGGUAUGUGAAGGUAAACCAAUGUUCUUGAAUGCCGUGAAAGCCGUAAAUGCUGAGGGAGAAGUCAAGAAUAAAUAUAUUAUCCAAGCGAAGCUAGAAAAGUGCAUCACAGAGGUGGGACCGCAAAAUGUCAUCCAAAUCAUAACCGAUAAUGCUUCGGCAUGCAAGGCCGCGGGAGGGCUUGUGGAGGGCACCUGGCCUCACAUAUUUUGGACUCCUUGUGUAGUCCAUACACUCAAUCUUGCUAUCAAUAAUAUUUGUGCGGCUAAGAACACGGAAGCAAAUGCGGUGGCUUAUGCACAAUUACAUUGGAUUACAGAGAUCUCCGAUGAUGCAUUGCUUAUGAAGAAUUUUUUCAUGAACCACUCUAUGCGGCUUGCCAUGUUCAAUGAUUAUUCCAAGAUGAAGCUCCUAUCGAUUGCCGACACAAGAUUUGCCUCGUGUAUUAUUAUGUUGAAGAGGUUUAAGGUCGUCAAGAGAGCCCUCCAAGACAUGGUCCUUAGUGAUCGUUGGAGCUUGUAUAGAGAAGAUGAUGUGAGAAAAGCUCAAUUUGUGAAAGAGAAAGUCCUCGAUGAUUUGUGGUGGGACAAGAUAGAUUUUAUUCUUGACUUCACUGGCCCAAUCUAUGAAAUGAUAAGGGUCACCGACAUUGAUACACAAUGUCUUCAUUUGGUGUAUGAUAUGUGGGAUACAAUGAUUGAGAAGGUGAAGCAAGCUAUUUAUAGGCAUGAGGGUAAAAGGGAUAAUGAGGAAUCUUUUUUUUAUGAGGUGGUUCACAAGAUCUUGGUGGAUCGAUGGAACAAGAGCAACACCCCGCUUCAGUGCUUGGCACACUCUUUAGUUCCAAGGUACUAUCAUUCUACAUGGCUCAAUGAGAGCGUCAAUCGACAAGCUCCAAAUCAAAAUCUUGAGAUCUCUACGGAAAGAGCAAAGUGCUUAAGAAGAUACUAUCCUAACCCCGAUGAACGACGGGCGGUGAACUUGGAAUAUGCUAAGUUUGCGGGGGCUUUGGAGGCUUUUAGUGAUCCAGAUUCUCUUUCCGAUAGAGGACAUAUGGAUCCAAAGUCAUGGUGGCUUCUUUAUGGUCAAAGUACUCCAAAUUUGCAAGCAUUGGCUGUAAAGCUUCUAGGUCAACCUUGUUCCUCUUCUUGUUGUGAACGGAAUUGGAGUACGUAUGGUUUUAUUCACUCCUUAAAGAGGAACAAGCUAACCCUGGCACGAGCAGAGGAUCUUGUUUAUGUUCACACCAACCUUCGCUUACUUUCGCGAAGUUCGAAAGAGUAUAUGGAAGGGGAAUCAAGAAUGUGGGAUAUUGGUGGAGAUGCCUUCGACUCAUUUCAAGGUGUCGGUAUUUUAGAUGUUGCUACCCUUUCUCUUGACGAGCCCACGAUGGAGGCCAUUGUGUUUGAGGAGGAUGAAGGAGUUGAAGCCAUAGAACGAUCUUUUUGAUGUUUCAACUUGAAAAUUUUAUUUUAAGAUACGCUUUUGGUUGUAACUUUAUAUUUUUGCAAUGUUAGUAACUUAAUAUUUUGUAGUCA